UGCUUUGCUCUUUGACUUCCUUGCAAAUUUUGUGUCGUGCGUAAAAAAAUAGAAAACAAAAACAAGCUAACGAAACUGCAGCAGCAACAAUUAAGAGAAUUGAACCUUCCGUUGCAGCUGUUUGCAGUGUGCGAUGUCUCCUCUCAGUGUGUGAGUGUGUGUCUGAGUGCUUGUGCAUAUUCUGCAAGUCGUGUGCAGAAUUAUGUGUUUUUGACACUGCUCCUUAGAAACAAACUAAAGGAGCACCAUCUCUCUAGCACCAACGAGAACGAGCACAAUCAGGAGCAGACGUAAAAACAGUUUGUGGAGCAGGACCAAAAGCAAAGCACAGCAAAGCAAAAAACAAACCGGCGAUCGACCUAACGGCACAUUUUGUUUUUGCUGCCAUCAUAAAUUGCCGUGUCCUCCACUACUGUUGUGACGACGGUGACUGUGUGUGUGUGUGUGUAACGCUGUUGCUUCAUAACUUUGUGCAGUGUGCGUGUUUCGUCUGUGUGUGUGUGAGUGUGUGUGCUUCGCUGCAUGUGAGUGACGUGCAGUCACGUGUUCUAAGGUGAUUUUAACGAGUUCCGUGAUACGCGAAAUGAGAUAAGAAAUAACAACAACAAAAAAGAAAUACGUAGCAACGUUAACGUUACGGCAAAAGCCACAAGAAAACGAAACAAAGGCAAAACAAAAACCGCAAGCAAUACAAAACCAAAAAUUAAAAAGCACUCGUUGCCCGUUUGUCGUGCCCGUUUGUCUGCUUUGAGUGCAUUUGUUGCACAAAGGAUCUGAGCAUAAAUCAUCCAUAAAUUUGAUUUAAAUUGUUUGCCAAAUUGUGCAAAGCAGCCAAAAGAAUACAAAAAUCUACAUACAGAAUGAAAAAUAAUACAAAAUAAUGCUCGCAUAAAUUCAUGGGUAAAAUGUGUGAAAACUUUUGCAAUUCAUAAUACGUCGAAAUAUUUGGAAUCUAUAAAAUAAAGAAAGCGUUCAAAAAAAAGUGACUUUUACUUGGAAUUAUCAUUACAUUCCAUAAUACAACUACAAACAUGAGGUUUCUUCACAUUUUGUGUCAAACAGCAUUCCUUCUUAUAUUAGUGGAGCUCUCGAGCGCCCUGCGGGAUGUGCGAGUGCGAGUGCCUCAUGCAGUGAAAAGAGGUGAAAAAGCGAUAUUGAAAUGCUUCUACGACAUCGAAGAUGACAGUUUGUACUCGGUUAAAUGGUACAAGGGAAGGCGAGAAUUCUACAGAUACACACCAAAGGAAACGCCACCAAUGAAAGUCUUUCAUUUUCCGGGCGUGAAAGUACGGCGCCAAGCCUCGAACGAAAGCCAAGUGGUGCUCGAUGCGGUAACAAUGCCAACAUCCGGUAAAUACAGUUGCGAAGUAUCUGCGGAUGCGCCCUCAUUUCAUACAUUAAUAGCAGCUGCCGAAUUGGAGGUUAUUGAGACGCCACACAAUGCACCAUUCAUAACCGGAAUCCGGCCACGAUAUCGGGUAGGCGACAUAUUGCGGGGCAAUUGCACAUCGCGACACUCACGGCCGGCGGCGAAUCUCACAUGGAAUGUGAAUAAUGAAGAGGUAAAUCCUUCGCAUGUGCGACAUCACAAGAUACUACGAGAUACUCGCAAUGAAAUGGAGACUGCGAUUGUGGGCAUACAUUUUGUGGUCACCGAUCAACACUUUGAGAAUGGCAAAUUAAAGUUACGUUGCAAUGCACAGCUGCAUGAUGUGUACUGGAAGACCACGGAAAAGACCAUUUUGGAGGCGGAUCUGUCGGGCAAAUAUGGUGGGGGUGCCAAUGGCAAUCGUGUGAGUGCCGAUGAAGUAUACGACCAGUAUACGCUGCAUGAGGACGAGCAAUUCCAUAGCAAGAAGAACAGUUACCUGACGCAGCUGCAGGACUUUCUCUUUCAUUUUGUACCCUCAGGCGAAGAAGACGAUGGCGUCGAUGGUUUAGAGGAUGGAGGUGCUGCCUGGCGAGGUGUUGGCUCCGGCAGCAGCAGCAUCAGCGUGAGCAGCAUCCAAUCUGUGGCAUUCAGUGGGGCAACAGCAACGGCAACACUGCUAGCUGUACUCAGUUGGUCGCUGGCCAGGCAAUUAGUGUCGCAUCUGGUGGCGAUUACAAAGCCCGGCCAGCUACCGAUGCGGGAUGAAGCCCUACAAAAGGAGCAACAGCAUUGUCAGAGACAAAGCCUGCGGGUGAGCAGCUGCAGCAGCGACAGCGACAGCGGCAGCUUCAGUAACUGCAACUGCAACAGCGAUAGUAGCAAAGGAUGUAGCAGAUGUAUCAGGCAAUUAACAUGAUUCAAUUGUCACGCAACUCUUGUGCCACACUUCAGGGAGGGUAAGGCGGAGCGAGUAGCAGCCGAAGAAAAAUAGGCAACAUGUUGAAGAUGUGAAAGUUCAGCCCUAGGCGACUAGCAACUGCAACAACUGCAAAUGCAACUGCAGCAGCAAUUGCAAACUGCAAAAUGUAUCUAAAAUAUUUACACCAACACUCACACACACACAUACACUAACAAACACAAACACAAGUUUCAGCUAGCUCAAAGUAACUUCGAAUGCAUUUGACAGAUACAAAAACAAUUGCAUAACAACAACUAACCAAGCAAAGAAUGCAGCAAAAUUUCAUUUAUUUUUCUUGUCAAACAUGAAAACAGGCUGCGAAAAUGGGUUCUAAACGAAAACUGCAGUAUAUCGAAAGGUUUCGAUUACCAAUACAACAAAAACCAAAUACAAAAUACAAAAAUCCAGAACAGAACAGAACAAAUUUCGUUGCAUUGCCGAGCCAAAAGAAAACAAAAAAAAAAAACAAAAAGAAAAUAUUCCUGCACGUCAAGCUUAACUAACUACGAA
This is a messenger RNA of Drosophila sulfurigaster albostrigata, 2840 nucleotides long. RefSeq lists its product as uncharacterized. The transcript is spliced from 8 exons. The coding region runs from base 1032 to 2288 and encodes 418 amino acids. Lineage: Eukaryota; Metazoa; Arthropoda; Insecta; Diptera; Drosophilidae. The record is from RefSeq and is a predicted model, not a curated record.